CGGGCCCCCCGCCCCCGUUAUGGAGUACUUCAUGGUGCCAGCCCCCAAGGUGCCGGCCCUGCAGCACUUCAGGAAAUCCGAGAAGGAGGUCAUCGGCGGGCUCUGCAGCUUGGCCAACAUCCCGUUGACUCCGGAGACCCAGCGGGACCAGGAGCGGCGGAUACGCAGGGAAAUCGCCAACAGCAACGAGAGACGGCGGAUGCAGAGCAUCAAUGCUGGCUUCCAGUCCCUGAAAACCCUCAUCCCACACACGGAUGGGGAGAAGCUCAGCAAGGCAGCCAUCCUCCAGCAGACGGCCGAGUACAUCUUCUCCCUGGAGCAGGAAAAGACUCGGCUACUGCAGCAGAACACCCAGCUCAAGCGGUUCAUCCAGGAAUUCAGUGGCUCCUCCCCGAAACGGCGACGGGCAGAGGACAAAGACGAGGGGAUCGGCUCACCGGACAUCUGGGAAGAUGAGAAGGCCGAGGAUCUGCGUCGGGAAAUGAUCGAGCUCCGGCAGCAGCUCGACAAGGAGCGCUCGGUCCGCAUGAUGCUGGAGGAGCAGGUUCGCUCCCUGGAGGCCCACAUGUACCCCGAGAAGCUGAAGGUGAUUGCUCAGCAGGUGCAGCUCCAGCAGCAGCAGGAACAGGUGAGGUUGCUGCACCAGGAGAAGCUCGAGCGUGAGCAGCAGAUCCGAACCCAGCUCCUGCCAUCACAUGCUCCCCCAGCGCCCACCCACCACCCCACCGUGAUCGUUCCAGCGCCGCCUCCCUCCCAUCAUGUCACCGUGGUCACCAUGGGCCCAUCCUCGGUCAUCAACACGGUCUCCACGUCCCGGCAAAACCUGGACACCAUCGUUCAGGCGAUCCAGCACAUCGAGGGGACACAAGAGAAGCAGCUGCAGGAAGAGGAGCAGAGACGCGCCGUCAUCGUCACGCCAGCGCGCGCCUGCCCCGAGCCCUCCGCCUCCGACACCGCCUCUGACACCGAGGGCAACGACAGUGACUCCAUGGACCAGAGCAAAGAGGAGCCCUCGGGGGACGGGGAGCUGCCCUGA
Molecule: messenger RNA, 1036 nt
Organism: Sturnus vulgaris (Common starling)
Lineage: Eukaryota; Metazoa; Chordata; Aves; Passeriformes; Sturnidae
Gene: TFAP4
Product: transcription factor AP-4
Biological process (GO): regulation of transcription by RNA polymerase II
Cellular component (GO): nucleus
Molecular function (GO): protein dimerization activity; DNA-binding transcription factor activity, RNA polymerase II-specific; RNA polymerase II cis-regulatory region sequence-specific DNA binding
Source: RefSeq, a predicted model, not a curated record